AUGGUGGCGUGGACGACAGUGUCGGCAGGCGACCUGGCCACAGAUGAGUUUACCCCCAGAAGCUACGACGGAGUCGGGAACAACGANUUUCCCCCCCCCCCCACCCAAGGAAUGGUGGCGUGGACGACAGUGUCGGCAGGCGACCUGGCCACAGAUGAGUUUACCCCCAGAAGCUACGACGGAGUCGGGAACAACGAGGCGAAUCCGACCUGGGGGGCGGUCGGGGCUAUCGAGGUCUGUUGCUUGAAGGGCUCUCGACAACAACGGCAUCGUGCCAUCGAGCGAACGACGACAACAAUUACCAUGCCAGCAGGCUGCCCCGUUUAUCCGCCAAGCGUUACUGUUCCCCCCGACUACGCCGACGAGCUGUUCACUCCUCCGGGGGAUCUGACAAGACCGACCGCCAGGGAGGUGAUGACCGACGUAUUUCUAGCCUCGCCACCAGCUGUGUCCACGGAGAGCGCCCUCUUCGUCGCGUGGGCGCAGCUGCUGACUUACGACCUGUCUCUGGCCGUUGACAUCUCCUCCGAACCCUUCGAUAUCGCCUGCGACGACGGUGAAAGGGUGGAAGGAGCAACGGGGCGGAGGGAAACAGACAUCUGGUGCCCCCUAGGGGGUAGCACAGAUCCCAUCUCCUUCUUCAGGUCGGACGCGGGUCUGUCAGACGACGAUGGCACCAACAGUGCGGAGACCAGGAGCCCCGUGAACUACGCGACGGCUUUCAUCGGCCUGGACUUUGUGUACGGCCGGAGCGAGGAAGACGCGGCGACCCUGAGGUCUUCGGACGGGAACGGUUUCAUUACCAUCCCCGACCAGCGAACGGCCCGCUUUCUGGUGACCUUCGCCCUGCACGUCGUGCUGCUCCGGGAACACAACCGCUGCUGCGUCGAGAUCGAACCGGGCGAGGGUGCGAAGACUGAUGAGGACAUCUACCAGGCGUGCCGGGGCUGGACUAUUGCGGUUUUCCUGCACAUCACGAAGAACGACUUCCUUAUCCGUCUCCUGCGGGGCAGCGUCUCGGACUUCGUUGAGACCUCGUCUUUAACGUCGUCGGCAUCGUCGUCGUUGUCAUCGUCAUCAGCAGCAGCAGCGUCAGGGCUAUCGAGCGACGAUGGUGGUGAUACUGGCUCCAGUGGCAGGCGAAUAAGGAGGAAAUCAACGAAGGAGAAAGAACAAGAUGCAUUAGGUGGGAUACUGGCGAGGGGGAUAUAUGAGGGGUGCGCUGACACCUUCACGCUAACGGCGGGGGCGGUAGCCUUCGAGUCUGCUCUCCCGCCGACCGUGCGCGUUGUGGCAGAGGGCUACGAGUCCACUCGCAUCCCGUGUUUGGUACUCGAGCUUCAUCGCUCGAACGCUUCUACCAACUCGCUGUUCCAGGUUGCGGACGUCUUGCGAGGUGCCGUACUGUCGCCAGUGUUGGCGGCCGAUUCUCACUUCACCACGGCUGUCUCGAACGGGUCUCCGCUUUUCAAGCUCCCUGUGGACGCUGUCCAGCGGGGUAGAGACCACGGGCUCCCAACCUACAACGAUGCACGACAGGUGAAUAGAGCACCUGCAGAUCGCACAUCGGGACGAAAGAAAAGUGCGCGAGAGGAUGAGGUGCUGAGGGCGUCUACCAUCGCUGCAGAGCUGUAG
Ectocarpus sp. CCAP 1310/34 is the source of this 1635-nucleotide messenger RNA. The record is from the annotation of a GenBank genome assembly. Lineage: Eukaryota; Phaeophyceae; Ectocarpales; Ectocarpaceae.